Messenger RNA from Haliotis rubra (blacklip abalone), 1889 nucleotides. RefSeq lists its product as uncharacterized. The record is from RefSeq and is a predicted model, not a curated record. The coding region runs from base 27 to 1871 and encodes 614 amino acids. Lineage: Eukaryota; Metazoa; Mollusca; Gastropoda; Lepetellida; Haliotidae. The transcript has 3 exons.
GAUCAGAAAUAUCAUUUCACAGCAGAAUGUUUCUACCGGUUCUGUGCACCUUGUUGUUGUGGGGAUCGGCAUUCUCUGACACAACAGUCACAAUCUACAACGAGUGGCUUGCCCAGAGUGGACGUGUCGAUUAUGAAGUUGAACGAUGGAACAACGUCAAUGGACUCAUAGAAUCCUACCUUGCUCAAAAGAUGAAAUCUAUCGGAGCGGUUCCAGGGCGGUGGGUAAACACUGAUCGGAGAAAUGGUCUCUUUGCAAAUUGGACUGAAAACCCAAGUCACCAUGGUUAUCCAGACACCACCUAUCUCCAGGACCAUACUUUCCAGCGAAGGACAUUUCUAACAUAUGUGCAACAAUUGCAAUACUUUGGGCCUCACACCACCAACAUGGUCUGGGGAAUGAAAGGUCUCGCCUGGCCCGGCUGGAUAUAUAAGUCUCAGCAUAAAGAUGUAUUCCCAAACAACGUCAACGCUGCAUCAGAGAUGGUGUCGCUGAUGGUCCAGAGCUGCAAGGACUACACAGGAGGACGCCUUCCUUACAUAUUUGAAGUCAUCAAUGAACCUGACGUGGACGAACAGUAUAUUGACCCACAACUCAAUAUAGAUUACCACAGGGCCGUCGCCGACAAACUGAAAUCAAGAUUUGGAAUGAAAGUUGCCGGACCAUCAUACACCAGUAUGGCAUUACGACAAGCAGAUUUAAAUAACUUUAGCUACUGGAAGAGAACUGCUAAGUUUAUGGACAUGUCUCUUGAUCACUUGGACUUUUUCUCUUUCCAUUCCUACAACCAUAUGAAUGAUGCAGCAGGUCACUCCUACUCUGGCAUUAACGAAGAUCGUUUAUUUGCUUCUCUUGACAUGGUGGAGAAUUAUUCUCAUAUCAAGAUAGGAAAAGGUGUUCAGUUAGUUAACACUGAGUAUGGACUAGGUUUAAAUAACCUAGGCCUUGGGGCCAAUUUUGAGAAUGCCAUGUCAGACUUUCAGACAAUAUAUCAAGCAAACGGUUUCAUGUUUUCUUUCCUUAACCUGAGAGAGUUUAUGGACAGAGCUACCGUGUUUCUUCUUUCAAAUGAACUAUACCCAGGUCAUACUUCCCUUCGGAAUUCCCUAUUUACCACUGAUGGUCAUCCCCUUGAGCCAACCAAAUUCUUCCUGUUUUGGAAAAACUUUAUCAAUAUUCAAAAGUUUCUCCGGGUAUCUAGUCAACACAAUGGACAGGAGAGAACAGUUUCACCACUUGCCCUUGCAAACCCCCACACCAAAGAGAUGGUAGUUCUCCUCCACAAUUUUGGCAAUAAAUCAGAGAAUGUAAAACUGGACUUCCCCAACAACUGGAUCAAUCCUUCUUCAGGUGAGCAGACAUGUAUCCUGUUCGAAAAGGGUAAGACAGCCGUUCAUAGCGAUAGCCAUUUUGACAGGUCUAAGCUUCAUGGCAGUGUCGCACUUCCUGCAACAUCAACCUGCUUCUACAAGUUUAAAACCAACUACAUCUUUAGCAAAAUACACUCAGAUAAUCAGAAUACAUACUAUGGCAAGAACAUGCUCAUCCCCAUCAGCAACGGACGUGCACAGACAACUAUCGGUGUACCGAGCUCUGGCUACCAUGAGGCUCAUCUUAGAGUGGGAAUUAGUCGAGGCAGGACUCAUACUACAAAACCUAAGACAGUUGUGUUUAAUGGUCACACUUUGUCUUCUAGCUACAUGUUAUUUGAUGCUAUGAAAACUCAAAGCAAAAGGAAAACAAACUGGAACGUAUGGGAGUUCGUGGUCCCUGAAUCACUGGUGAAAACAACCAACACCGUCAGCAUGACAUUUGAUGGGGACGGUGGCAGCGUGACAUCCGUUGCUCUCGUUGCAGGAAAACUUCAGUGAAUAAAUGUUCUUGAAAAA